AUGCCGCCCCUUGCGCUGGAGCAGCUGCCCCACGAUAUCUUAACGCACAUUGCGUUUUAUACGGCGGUAGGUCCGGCGUGUAGAAGCGCAGCUGGGCCGCCAAAAGAUCUGCUGCACCUCUUGCUCACAUGUCGCGUCCUGCACCGCCAGCUGUGCAAGGCACACAAUUCGGCGCUCUAUGCCUCCAUAUUCCACGCACUCUUUGACACAGCCGCGCUUGCCCGGCGGUUUGGCGCGCUCACGCCGCGGCAGCUUGCAGAGGGUCUUGUGGAGCGGUUCAUGUCGAUGAAGACGCUCCGCGCACACGUACUCAACCAUUCGGAUCUGCUGCUCGAACGCUGCGACGCCGCUGCCGACAGGGAUCUGUGCCAAAAUCUGUGGACUAUCUAUCUCAUGGCGCUGGAGCACGGUGCGUUUUGUGCGUCGCUAACGUUAGACACGCGCAAUCUCUCGCAGCUGCAGUGGUGCAUGGUCGACGAUUUUGUCGAUAUCCACGCACUCCAGACAGUGCGCGCGCAUCAUAUUCAUGCAAGGCUGCCCACAAGGCUGCCCACGUCGAGCCUUGUACUGCACCUGCGCUUUGCACUUACGCAGCUCCGGCAUGGCGCCGCACCCGCCGAUGGCGAGCACCAAUCGCUCUUUCUCCUCGUAAAGCCAUACGUGUUUGCCACGCACGAGUACAACAUGUAUUUUGCGCGGUGGCAGGCAUGGGGCUUGCCGCAUGCGUCGCUGGACGCGCAGGCGCAAGUAGCAAGCGUGCGCUACCUUGGCCAGGAGCUGCUGCUGGCCGUGCCGCCCGUGAGCCAAGCAGCGACACUGCUCAUGUUUGAACGGCACACAAACACGAGCUACACCAGCGUAAAAGAGCACCUGGGUCGCCAGAUCGAGGAGCGGUUGCGCACCACGAGCGUCGCGGCACUCCUCGGGUCGGCUGCGUUUGAUUUGGACUUCAAGCGCCUUGACCGGUGCUACGACCCCGCGAAAGCGCCGGGCUUGCAUAUACAAGACCACCGCAACAAGUUUGAGGGCGUUUGGGAGGGGCAGUUCUCCUUCUUUGACUUUGCGUCGUACCGCGAUAUGCUAAGCGGCAGCACAUCCGCGCUUUUCGACGGGGGCUUUGGCGAGCAGUCGCAGGUGCUGCACUUGCACGAAACGUGUACCUGUGCAUCGUCAGACGCCCAACAUUCCCUAAACACGCCCGAUGAUGCGCCGCUCUACGUACAGAAAAGCGCGGCGCAUGGCGCCUUGCCCGCGACGGAAUUGGAUUCGUGGCGUGUGUGGGAGGCUUCCUUCUUAGGGGAGACGCCAUCGGCCACCGACGAACAUGCACUCUUGCUGCAUGGCACCGGCCAUUCUGCGUGGGGCAAGUUUUACGUGCGUGGGCGUGUAAGGACAUGGGAUGGCCUCGUGAUGCUCUUGAAAGAGUACGGGCCGGGCCGGCAAGGAAAGUGGAUUUACUGCGGAUACCGCCUCGCCGGCGGAAAAAUGGUGGGCCGAUGGCGCGAUGCAUAUACGCCGCAGUCCAUGCAUGGGUACGAAGGGCCCUUUUUUUUAACACAACGAGCGUGUGACGCGCAGUGUGCUACAUGA
Messenger RNA from Malassezia vespertilionis, 1590 nucleotides. RefSeq lists its product as uncharacterized. The record is from RefSeq and is a predicted model, not a curated record. Bases 1 to 1590 code for a protein of 529 amino acids. The transcript has a single exon. NCBI's taxonomy places the organism in Eukaryota, Fungi, Basidiomycota, Malasseziomycetes, Malasseziales, Malasseziaceae.